Molecule: messenger RNA, 1824 nt
Organism: Drosophila virilis
Lineage: Eukaryota; Metazoa; Arthropoda; Insecta; Diptera; Drosophilidae
Gene: Rab35
Product: RAS oncogene family member Rab35
Biological process (GO): endocytic recycling
Cellular component (GO): plasma membrane; endosome membrane
Molecular function (GO): GTP binding; GTPase activity
Source: RefSeq, a predicted model, not a curated record
CAUAUAUAUACGUGCGUUAGUAAUAGUUUACUCAUAAAAUGCAUAUAAUUUAAGAAUAUGAAUUUAAUUAAGUUAUUGAAGCCAGUCAGCAGAGCAGGUGCAAAAUAAACCAAAUAUAAUUUAAACACAAGAGUGCAUAUAUAUAUGUGUGUGGAAUUUUAACUUACAACGUCUAAUAAUAAAAGGCAUAAUUCGCUGGCAUUGUGUGCAAGAAAGAGAUAGGGCAAAAGAAAGAAGUUACUAAUUUAUUGUGCGUAUGCGUUGUGUUUGCUGUCAGAGUGACAUUAAUAGCUUUGUUAUAUUUUUAAAUACGCAUAGCAAAUAGUAGCCAAAAUAUAAACGUAUCAACAUUAUCGAAAGUUCAACUACGCUUCCGACACACCAGCAGCAGAAGAAACAGCAACAACAAUAACAACAAGUCGGCCUCUGUCUGACAUUUCAUGCUUUGCGGCCCCUAUCCAAAUUGCUGAUAAAUACAUGCAAAAGCAACACCAACAUCAGAGCAGCAGCAGCAGCAGCGUCAAGUGCUUUAACGCCGGGAAUUAAAUAACAAGUAACAAACUAUAAACUCUUCGUACAACAACAGUAAUAACAAUAGCGAGCUUAUCACACACACACACACACACGCACACACACAUCCGCAGCAGCAGCAGCCAGAAGAACAACAGUUUAUCAUAUUUGAGCAACCGGCAGCAGCAGCAGCAGCCACCAUCAACGCUGUGAGUGCGAGCGAGAGGCAGAGGCACACGCAAGUGUAUAUGUGUGUGGGUGUGUCUGUCUGUGUGUGUGUGGGAGCAAGGCACAGGCACGGCAAAAAAACACCAACAACAACAACAAAAGGCAGCAAGCAGUAGCCGGAGCAGCAGUAGCAGCAGAAUAUUUUCACAAAUUUUUGCAUUGUUCAACUGGACGGCAGCGUCAGCGCCGCUGCCAGCGUUAACCUCAACGCCGAUUAACUGUAAAUUACAACAGCAGCUCCAAAAUGGCACGCCACUUUGAUCAUAUGUUCAAGUUGCUUAUAAUUGGCGACAGCGGUGUGGGCAAAUCUUCGCUCCUCAUACGAUUUUCAGAUGACACAUUCUCGGGCAGUUAUAUAACGACAAUUGGAGUGGAUUUUAAAAUACGCACCGUUGUGAUCGACGGAUUGCGGGUAAAGCUGCAGAUCUGGGAUACGGCUGGACAGGAGCGCUUUCGCACCAUUACCAGCACCUACUACCGCGGCACACACGGCGUGAUCAUUGUCUACGAUGUCACGAAUGGCGACUCCUUUGCGAAUGUGCGCCGCUGGCUGGAGGAGAUACAGAACAAUUGCGAUGUGGUCAACAAAGUAUUAGUGGGCAAUAAAAAUGAUGAUCCGGAUCGCAAGGUGGUCAUAACAGAGGAUGCGCAACGCUUUGCGCGGCAAAUGGAUAUUGAGCUGUUUGAGACAUCCGCCAAAGACAACCUCAAUGUGGAGGAUAUGUUUCUGUCCAUAACGCGACAGGUGCUGAAUCAUAAGCUGCGCACCGCCUCCGAUGAACAGCAAAAGGAUCGCAUCCAAGUAAAGCAAAGCAAGAACAAGGGGAAAACCAACAAAUGUUGCAGUUGAAAGCGAAGUCGUGGCAGCAGCAAUAGGAUGUGGAUGAAGAUACGUUGUGGGGGCGCGUAGUACAGGUUCAUAAGGCAAACACUCAAACAUAUACACACAGAAACUUAUACACAGAUAGACAAACAUAUGUAGCUUACACACACAUACACAUGCACAAGACAAAUUUUUUGUUUUUUUUUUUUUUUGUUUAAUGCCUCAGAGCCGUUAAAAGAUGUGUAAAGCGCAAUUAAAUGUAU